AUGCUACAAUCGCAUAGAUUAAAACGUAUCAAAACUUCUCAGGAACAAGACGCUGAUCGAGAGAUUUCUAUAACUAACGAAGAAAAUGAUGUUGAUGUCUCACUAGAUGUCUUCCAACCUCCAAAUUUAUUGUCCAUGCCACCCGAAAUUCUUAUUCAUAUUUGCAAAAAUUUGUCUCCUAUCAAUCUUCUUUCGUUGGCGCGUGUUUGUAAACUAUUUAAUGCAUACCUUUGCACAGAUGAAUCAAUCACAACCCAACAUAUCUGGCGAGAAUCUCGAUUGAACCACGUAAGAUUUCUUCAGCUCCCACCACCAGAAGGGAUGAGUGAACUUCAGUAUUGUCGUUUAGUACUCGAAAAGGGAUGCCAGCUAUGUGGAACAAAGCUUACCAGAAAAGUGUACUGGGAAUUUCAGGUUCGUUGUUGUACUCUUUGUUUAGACACAAAUACAUUAAGUGAAUGGGACAUUCUUGAUAAUCUCUAUAACGUCCGAAUACAAGAUAUCUUGCCAGCUAUUAAAAAAGCACGAGUCACAUCAUACACGCUCAAUCGAUUCUGGAAACCACAUUUACAGAUGUUCUACAGAGAAUUUGAAGCGAUUCCUGAGGAUAAGCGAUUGGACUGGUUGAAAGCGAAAAAAGAAAAGCUAUUGAUAUACAAUGAAGAUGUUUCUCAACGACAAAAUGAAGAACGAAAAGAACGCGCAAAUAAAUAUUUCGAGCACAAGAAACGAUCCGAAGACCGUACUAAACUCCUCCUGGCAAAAUUUCAAGAAGACUUGGCAGCAGAGAUAAAGGAAGAUGGCCAACCAGUCUACAAGGAAUCUUACAUUCGUGAAUGUUCAUCUUUUAAAAAAGCUUGCGCGGAAAAUUCACGCCCGUUCACGCCACGAUGCUGGAAAAAUUUGAAGCGAAAAUUGCGAGAGGAACACAAAGUGGUUGAAGCUAUGAAGAUCAAGGAAGAAAAUGAGAAUCAAAAAUGGCGAGCUCUUAUGAGACAAAUUCGACCUUCAUCUUAA
This is a messenger RNA of Ambispora leptoticha, 1017 nucleotides long. NCBI's taxonomy places the organism in Eukaryota, Fungi, Glomeromycota, Glomeromycetes, Archaeosporales, Ambisporaceae. The record is from the annotation of a GenBank genome assembly.